ACGACGCCAACAGAGAGUGAUGGAGGUGUUGGUGUCUGCUGACUGCGACGGCGCAGUGCGGCGAUGGGGCACGGAUGGCUCGUCCGUGUGCAUCCUGCCACCACACAAGGAGCCCGUGAAUGUGCUGCGAGCUGACAAUGCAGCGAACAGGGUGUUUCUGGGGAAGCACAAACAGGUCAUGUCCAUCGAUCUCGUCACCAACCAGUCUGUCCUGAAUGUGGAAGCUCACAAGUCCAACGUGCUGGACGUCGACUGGUGUGCGCCCGUUUCCCUCCUCUUCACAGCAGGCGAGGACUCGCACCUCAAAGCCAUCGACCCAAAAAGCGACGCCGUGAUGAACGUCAUGGACUUGAGCAACAUGAGGGUCCCCAUCAACACGCUCAGAGUAUUUGAAGACCGGCUCUAUGUCGGGGACAAUGCUGGGUUUCUUCACGUACUGGAUGUUCGAAACCUGAAGCAGGCGCUAGCAACAAGGGGCCUCUCAUCCAGUGGCAUUGUCAGUCUUGACAUUGCGCCAACGGGACACACGUGCGCCCUCGAUGACGAUGGCGCCGUGUUCUUCUGGACGCCAUCGCGUGUUGACGGAGCAGUGGGCCACCAUGCGCACCUGCCCAUCGAUCAGGCGUCGUCGUGCCGCUUCACCAGUGAUGGGCGCGUUGUUGUCACCUCCGCCCUCCCAGACGUCUGGGUCUUUGCUGGUGCAAGCGGCAGCAGCACGCCAGAUGGCGAUGGGACGCGCAGUGGUCACGAUAAUGGCAUGGGUAAUGGUGUUGCGCGCGGUGGCGUGGGCAAGGAUGAUGUUGGGAUGGCGGCUGCGUUCACCCCGCUCUUCCGGCUGGCUGGGCUGCAGCGUGGCGCGUGGUCGUCGUGCACGUCCUCCACGAACCAGUACAUCUUCGUUGGCUGUGAGGACGCCAGCAUCGCCGUGUAUGAUCUCUCUCUCGACCCGCACGCCCCAGACCAGCUGCGCUCGUCACAGUCUGCCGACUUGGCAUCGUCCUCGCUGUCUUCGUCGUCGUCGUCGCUAUCAACAUCAUCCCCUCGCCGCAAGACGAGUCUUGAGCAGAGCAACGCAGCCGUCAUCCCAGAGCCGUCGUGGGUCUGGAAGGGCCACGAAUUUGAUGUGGUCUCCGUCACCACAGCCAUCGCCCCAUCAUAGCACGCUCUUGUGUCUGCCUGUCUGUCUGUCUGUCUGUGCGUAUGUGUGUGUCUGUCUGUGUCUGUAUUUGUAUGUGUGUGUGUCUGUGUGUGCAUUUGUGUCUGUAUUUGUGUGUGUCUGUGUGCCUGCGUCUGCGUAUCUGACCGUCUAUCUGUUUGUCUGUCUGUCCGUGUGUGUGUAUGUCUGCAUCUGUGUCUAUGUAGACAUGUGUGUGCUGUACAUAUUGUAACAUAAUUGCACCUCCCCCUCCCACCACCUCGUUGUUUGCGUUCCGUUCAUCCACUCCACACCAUGUGCUCAUUCGUGCGCAUGUAUCUGGCUAACACGCGUCUUUUCUAUUGUACAACAACUCAACUGCACUGCCGCCAUUUUCAAGCCCGACUCAAACGCGUGCAAAUGUCGCAAUCAUGCACAUGCACACGCAAGCAUAUGUUUGCCUAUGUAACAAACACACGUGCGUAAACACACACCCUACAUACACCACAACCGCAACAUUCACGGAAUCAAUCACCGCCAUCACCUUGUGCAUCCUCGUCGUCCUGCCCUUGUGUGUGCGUCUGUGGAACAAUAACGCCUUCGCCG
Molecule: messenger RNA, 1741 nt
Organism: Salpingoeca rosetta
Lineage: Eukaryota; Choanoflagellata; Craspedida; Salpingoecidae
Exons: 5
Coding region: 20-1159 (379 amino acids)
Molecular function (GO): ubiquitin binding
Source: RefSeq, a predicted model, not a curated record